GUUUGUUUAAACAAAGACAAGGAUGUUCGAAGUCUGAAGCAAUAGAUAACAAGCAAUCUCGUAACUCUGCUAAAAAGGUUUGAUUUUGAGGGAUAAUGGGUGGGAAGAAGAGGAAGAGGGAGGGACCCAACAACAAGUUUUCAGAGAAUCCACCAGAUUUUGGGCAUCUUGCUUCUCUGUACCCAUCAUUCGAACCCUUUGUGCAAUACUCGCGUUAUGGGCACCCCAGGAUCGAUUGGACCGACUUCAACGCCACCCGUGAACUCACCCGUGUAUUACUCCAUCACCACCAUGCUCUCAACUGGUGGAUUCCUGAUGGACAGUUGUGUCCUACUGUUCCCAACAGGUCUAAUUACAUCCAUUGGGUUGAAGAUCUUCUCUCAUCUGACAUCAUUCCAAAUACCAUUUCAACUGAAGGUGGUAAGGUGAGGGGAUUUGAUAUAGGAACUGGAGCCAAUUGCAUAUACCCACUUCUUGGUGCAUCUCUUUUGGGAUGGAGUUUUGUAGGAUCAGAUGUGACUGAUGUUGCAAUUGAGUGGGCGGGGAGAAAUGUUGAUAGUAAUCCACAUAUUUCUGAGUUGAUUGAAAUUAGACAGGUUCAAAGCAAUGCAGAUGCUCCCUGUGUGGAGGGUUUGCAUCAUGAAGAGUCAGUCCAUGGUGAGAAUUAUCAUGGACCUCCCAUGCUCCUUGGCGUAGUCAGGGAGGAUGAGAAAUUUGAUUUCUGCAUGUGUAAUCCGCCAUUUUUUGAAAGCUUGGAGGAAGCUGGACUUAAUCCCAAGACUUCUUGUGGUGGCACUUCUGAAGAAAUGGUUUGCCCUGGUGGUGAGAAGGCCUUCAUUACUCGUAUUAUUGAAGAUAGUACUCAGCUGAAGCAUCAUUUUCGGUGGUUCACUUCGAUGGCGGGUAAAAAAUCAAGUCUCAAGUACCUUAUAUCAAAACUUUGGGAGGUUGGUGUAACCAUAGUGAAGACAACUGAGUUUGUCCAAGGCAGGACAUCCCGAUGGGGGCUUGCUUGGUCUUUCUUGCCUCCCAUACAGAAGUCAUCAAUUUCGUUGCCUGACAAGAAUAACAUGUCCUUCAUGCUUGAGGGACUUCAACGCCAACAUGGUGCCAUUAAUGUGUUGGAAGCUGUCAAGUCAUACUUCUCUUUGCAUGGCCUAUCCUGUACAUUGAAUACCUCCUCUUUCACUGUGGAUGUUGUGGCAUCGAAAGAUGAGUGUGAUUCAAUCGUGAAGAAUGAAUUACCCAUUACCAAUAAAUCCAUGGAUUGUCAACCUACAAGAGAGACAUCUAAUGGAUCAAGUCUGAAUUUCUCUUUGAAUAGAUUAUGCCUUCGAAUAUUGGUUUUUCAGCAAAUCCCUGGGACACUGUUGGUGAAAGGUUCCUUACAAGAUAGGAAUAGCCCAUCAUCAGGAGCAUUCUCAGUGAUUUUCCAAAAACUGGAGGAAGCUUUGAGGAAUAAAUUUUGUACAAAACCAGUGUAGGGUUUUGAUUAUUUGAUUUAUCAUUUGGGACAGAGUGAGUGGAUAUAUUUUGAGAUGUUGAGAAGUUUCAUUAGUGCUAAUUUCUGGGUUUAUGAUUUAUAGAAAACAAUUGACGGUGUUGUUUUGUUGUAAAAAGGAAAUUGUGUUGCUCCUUGAGAAAAUUUUGGGUAGAUCAUAUAUACUAUUUCGUGUACCAAACCACCAAGAAUCAUUGUGGUUUAAGAAUUGUACUUAGUGGGGAUCCAACUUUAAAAUUUCAAACGAACUUUCCUUUUAUGCCGAUUCAAUGCACAAGCUAUA
Molecule: messenger RNA, 1784 nt
Organism: Gastrolobium bilobum
Lineage: Eukaryota; Viridiplantae; Streptophyta; Magnoliopsida; Fabales; Fabaceae
Exons: 8
Coding region: 96-1484 (462 amino acids)
Biological process (GO): rRNA base methylation
Cellular component (GO): nucleus
Molecular function (GO): 23S rRNA (adenine(1618)-N(6))-methyltransferase activity
Source: RefSeq, a predicted model, not a curated record